This is a messenger RNA of Klebsormidium nitens, 1155 nucleotides long. The record is from the annotation of a GenBank genome assembly. Lineage: Eukaryota; Viridiplantae; Streptophyta; Klebsormidiophyceae; Klebsormidiales; Klebsormidiaceae.
AUGGCUCCCCGCCUUCUCACCGCCGCGCUCCUCCUUUCUCUCUUCGCGGUCUCUGCCUUUGCCAACGACUGCGAGAUUUGCAAGAAGGGAACUAACGACUGCGACAAGGGCGGUGUGGCCACUCUCAAUGGGGACCCAACUUACAUCCAGGGCCAUAGCGUCGACACAUGCGCGAAGGCCUACGCGUACGUCACCUGCGGCGACUGCAAGAACGGCGUGGGCCAAAGGAUUGACGACUGCUGCACGUUGGCGUGCAAGGAGGAGGGAAAAGGCAACAUUAAGACGUUCUGCCUGUGUGGCCCCCCCAAGGAUAACGCCAAGGCAAAGGCGGACGAGCUGCAAUCGACUGGCGCUUGCGCCGACCCCCACUUCCGCGGCGCUUUCGGUAUCCAUUACGACUUCCACGGCCUGCCUGACAGAGACUUCAACCUGAUCACCGACCAAGGCCUAACCAUGAACGCCCACUUCAUCGGCCAGGACGGACUCGAGACCGGCUUCGACGGCACCUGGAUGUCCGCCCUCGGCUUUAUGUGGGCCGAAAACGGCGGCGUUCGUUCCGCCACCUUUACCGUCAAGGAGGGCUCCGCCGCCUUCACCGAAUCCGUGCCGUUCGUCAUUCAGAUCGACGGCCAGGAGCUGCGCCCGGAGUCCUUCCUCGCCUCCGUCUUGAAUCAGGAGGCGGCCCUCUUCGAAGACGAAGGGCUCACCAUCAAAGUCGCGCCGUUCGCCUACUCGUUCCGCGUCAGCAUCCGCGAGCACAUUGACGUCAUCGUGACGGCAGCGGCGCACGAGCACCCCGCGGGCAACCACAUCGACAUCGGGAUCAGCAAGCUUAACGUCACCGGCACCGUCCACGGCGCGCUGGGUCAGACGUUCGCCGCGCACCGCGCCGAGGCGCUCAAGGCCGCGGCCGUCAAGUUCGACGAGGCUGACGUCGUCGAGGGCAAGGACGUCGACUACAUGACGUCAUCCCUGCUCAGCACCGACUUCGCGUACAAGCGCUUCAGGCCCAUGAGCGCCGGCGCCUUCUCCAAGAUCAACGUCAUCGCGCGCAAGCUGCUGGGCCUCUCGGCCGUCGAUGAGACGGAAUGGACGGUGGAUGGCGAGCUGUCGUGCAAGAACAUGCGCAGCGGGGGGCUUGUGUGCUUCAUCUAG